CGUCAUAUUUAAAAAGGCCAGGCUUCUCUUCGGCCUUCCCCUCACAAUUAUUUCAUUGUCAAGAGAAUAUAGCCGUAAAAAUCGUUCGAAUCCUCCCAAUUUUUAUCUCAGUUUUCGAUUGUUUCCGUCGUCUUGUUUUUUAAGAAAUUCUGAGGAGUUUUGACGUUUCGGUGACGUACCUGAUAUAAAGAAUCGACAAUCGUAAUAUCUGAGGGACUGAAUGCUCUAAUGGAGUCUAAAGGUGGGAAGAAGAAGUCUAGCAGUAGUAUGUCUUUAUUCUACGAAGCUCCUCUUGGUUACAGCAUUGAAGACAUUCGACCAAACGGUGGAAUCAAGAAGUUCAGAUCUGCUGCUUACUCCAAUUGUGCUCGCAAGCCAUCCUGAUACUCUCCAAGUUUGUGACCUCAUCACUUAACGUGAUUUGUGAACUGUCAUUUUGCUUUAUUAGUGUUAAGUUUUACUCCCUUUUUUCUAUCAACAACUUCCUCUUUCUCACUCUUUGCAACUGCACUCCCAUUUGGGCUCUGAUAUACCUGCUGCAACUUUGGCACCACUGUAAUUGCAAAGUACUUUUCAACUGUGAUAGUUUUUGUUUAUACUGCCAUGGCAGUCUCUGCAAUUGGUUUUGAAGGUUAUGAAAAGAGGCUUGAAAUAGCAUUUUUUGAGCCAAGCAUCUUUGUUGAUCCUGAAGGAAAGGGCCUUCGUUACCUCUCAAAGGACCAGUUAGAUGAGAUUUUGGCGCCAGCUGAGUGCACUAUAGUUUCUUCACUAUCAAAUGAUCAUGUUGACUCUUAUGUCCUUUCAGAGUCAAGCCUCUUUGUCUAUCCAUACAAGAUCAUCAUCAAAACUUGUGGGACUACAAAGUUACUUCUUUCAAUCCCACCAAUCCUAAAGUUGGCUGAGACCCUUUCACUUGAAGUACAAUCAGUGAGGUAUACACGUGGGAGCUUCAUUUUCCCUGGAAAUCAGUCUUAUCCUCAUCGUAAUUUCUCAGAAGAAGUUGUGGUUCUUGAUAGCUACUUUGGGAAGCUUGGUUCAGGCAGCCAUGCUUAUGUAAUUGGUGGGUUGUACAAACCUCAGAAAUUGCAUGUGUACUCUGCUUCUGCAGAUUUAGUGAUCUCUUGUGACCCUGUUUACACUUUAGAGAUGUCCAUGACUGGCUUGCACAGGGAAAGGGCUUCUGUUUUUUAUCAGACCCAAUCAGGUUCGGUGGGUACAAUGACCAUCAAUUCUGGCAUCAGAAAGAUUCUUCCAUAUUCCAAGAUUUGUGAUUUUGAGUUUGACCCCUGUGGUUACUCAAUGAAUUCAAUUGAAGGGGCUGCUGUCUCUACCAUCCAUGUUACCCCGGAAGAUGGUUUCAGUUAUGCAAGCUUUGAAACGGUGGGUUACAAUCUGAAAGAAGUGAAUUUGGGUGAGCUGGUGGAGAGGGUGUUGGCUUGUUUCCAACCAAAUGAUUUCUCCAUUUCUGUGCAUGCUGAGGUUGCAGGAAAGUUUCUUGAGCAGGACUGUUUGUUGGAUGUGAAGGGGUACUGUUGUGAAGAGAGUGGACUUGAAGAGCUUGGAAUGGGCAGUUCAGUUGUCUUCCAGAAAUAUGGUAGGAGUGGGGGCAAUGGCUGUCCUAGAUCAACUCUGAGAUGCAGCUGGAAAGAGGAAGAAGAUGUAGUAUCUGAAUAAUCGUUAUGGUUCUCUUUUAAAUUUCUUGGGCUUUAAUCAAUUAAAAUAAAUGAUUGUUGGAUGUUGUCUAAUGAUCAAAUGUUUGUGUUGUGUAAUGGUCUCUGUUAAUUGUCUCGUAUAAGUGGUCAAUAAUAUUCAGAUUUGUGUGGCAGUCUUGAUCGUUUGUGGACUUAUGUUGCAUUCAUAAUGUAUUGGCAGCGUUGGAUUGAUCUGACUUAAUUGAAAAUGGGUUACAAAAAAUUAGUGUA
Mangifera indica (mango) is the source of this 1922-nucleotide messenger RNA. Its product is annotated as S-adenosylmethionine decarboxylase proenzyme. The transcript is spliced from 4 exons. The coding region runs from base 604 to 1674 and encodes 356 amino acids. Gene Ontology annotation, molecular function: adenosylmethionine decarboxylase activity. The record is from RefSeq and is a predicted model, not a curated record. Gene Ontology annotation, cellular component: cytosol. NCBI's taxonomy places the organism in Eukaryota, Viridiplantae, Streptophyta, Magnoliopsida, Sapindales, Anacardiaceae. Gene Ontology annotation, biological process: spermidine biosynthetic process; spermine biosynthetic process.